This is a messenger RNA of Engraulis encrasicolus (European anchovy), 2832 nucleotides long. RefSeq names its product indian hedgehog B protein-like. The record is from RefSeq and is a predicted model, not a curated record. Gene Ontology annotation, molecular function: calcium ion binding; patched binding. NCBI's taxonomy places the organism in Eukaryota, Metazoa, Chordata, Actinopteri, Clupeiformes, Engraulidae. The coding region runs from base 709 to 1983 and encodes 424 amino acids. The transcript has 3 exons. Gene Ontology annotation, biological process: cell fate specification; intein-mediated protein splicing; smoothened signaling pathway.
CCCCACUGACCGCGACUGCGUCCACGCAGCCUGAGCCAGCACUAGCCAGCAUGCAAUAGCAAUACCCAGCGCACUGUCGCUCCUGUUCCAUGCGCAACAACCGACCCAACCAACCGCGGCCACCAAUGGACGCUUCUCACAGCUCCAGAGAGAGAGAGAGAGAGAGUGAGUGAGUGAGAGAGGGAGACAGGGCCGCGUGGCUUUGAACCCUCCUGCCAAGAUAAACGGGCCCUGCCCUAUUUAUGCCGCAGCCCUGUCUCCACGAGACGCACUCAUUCGGAGACGCUCUUCUUCCUGGCGACGUGAGAGGCGAGGCGAGGCGAGGCUGGGAGCGUUUGUGCGCACAGCAAAGCAGAGCUGGCACUCUGAUCUGGGUCACGCAGUGAUACUACCCUUCACACAACAACAACAGCACACGCGCACAGCCCAAAUAAACUCAAGGAGCCGGUGUCUUUGGGAGUGUGGAAUGAGAACUUUUGCGCGCCACAAUGGCGGGGAUGGUGGUGAGCGGUGACCCGGACCCGAGGCCGUGUUUCUAAGGCACUCAUCCUCCUCCCCCUUAAUCAUCACAUCCCCAAAGUGGGGAGAGAGGCCGCGCCACAGGGGGAGGGGGUCCAGGCCGGCGAUCGCUCACCUUUUACCGGUUUCUACCCGCUUGUGUUGCGCCGGAGGUUGCCCGGGCCGGCGGCAAAAGGACACUAGGUGGGAAUGCGACUCGCCACGGUGGUGACGUUCCUCACCGGCUGCGCCUUGAUUCUCUCUGCAGGCACGGGGGGCUGUGGCCCGGGCAGAGGCUACGGCAAGAGGCGGCCGCCGAGGAAACUCACGCCGCUCGCCUACAAGCAGUUCAGUCCUAACGUGGCCGAGAAGACGCUGGGCGCCAGCGGCCGCUACGAGGGGAAAAUUACGCGCAACUCGGAGCGCUUCAAGGAGCUGACUCCCAACUACAACCCCGACAUCAUCUUUAAGGACGAGGAGAACACAGGUGCAGACCGGAUGAUGACGCAGCGCUGCAAGGACAAGCUGAACUCCUUGGCUAUCUCGGUGAUGAACCUGUGGCCGGGCGUGCGUCUGCGCGUCACCGAGGGCUGGGACGAGGACGGCCACCACUCGGAGGAGUCCCUCCACUACGAGGGCCGCGCCGUCGACAUCACCACCUCGGACCGCGACCGCAACAAAUACGCCAUGUUGGCCCGGCUGGCCGUGGAGGCCGGCUUCGACUGGGUCUACUACGAGAGCAAGGCGCACAUACACUGCAGCGUCAAGUCAGAGAACUCAGUGGCGGCCAAAACCGGCGGCUGUUUCCCGGCAACCUCCUGGGUGACCUUGGAGGACGGAGGUCAACGGCUAAUGAGCGACCUCCGACCCGGCGACCGAGUCCUGGCCUCGUCCAAUCACGAACGAGGAGACGGUGGCGACAGUGACCUCAUCUACAGCCCCGUCCUCGCCUUCCUGCACCGUGACCCCGCGACCCGGAAGCACUUCUACACCAUCGGCACGGAGAGUGGCACCCGGCUCUCCCUCACCGCCUCCCACCUCCUCUUCGCCUCCCGCGGGCCCUGCAACGCCACCUGGGUCGCGGCCCAUAUGUGGACCGUGUUUGCAUCUGACGUUCAGCCCGGGAUGUGCGUCGUCGUGACCUCCGGACAGGCAGGGGGCAGCGUUGGCGUCGAGCACCCUGCUCGAUUGUCCCGGGUGGUGGACGUGCAGGCGCGGGAGGGAGAGGGGCUGUUUGCCCCGCUUACGGAGCAUGGGACGCUGGUGGUGGACGGGGUUCUGACGUCGUGCUAUGCAGUGGUGGAGGACCACUCCCUGGCCCACUGGGCUUUCGGGCCGCUCCGGACGCUUCUACGCUGGACGGGAACGGACCGGCACCACCAGGACUCCUCCGGUGCCCUGCACUGGUACUCGCGAGCCCUGCACUGGGUCGGAACGCGGCUCCUGGACUCGGCACAGUUCCACCCAUGGGCAGGACAGAUUUAAACCAGAGAGACACAGUGAGAGAAAGGACGUCUGCGCUUCAGCCCUUGUGGUGCUCAGCCACAGUCGAGGACAACAGAAUCAAGACAGACUGGGCUACUUCUCAGUGACUAGACCCAGGGAUGACCGGAGCACACAACAUACUUUUAGAGGGUUUUUUUAUUUUUUGGCGCACAAUGUGACUGACGUUUCAACGCACCUGCGUCUUCCUCAGAGUCACUCUAAAGUUGAGUUUGUCUUCAAGAGAGAUAGAGUACAUGAUAUGCACACUCACUGGCGUAUCUUGCCACCAGGCUAGGCAGGCAGCUGCUUGGAGCAACAUUGGGGGGCGACAUUGAUGAAAUGAUGAUGAAAGUAGAUCUUUAAAGAGACAAUUUUGAGUUCAUUUAAAACUGGCAACAUCUUUGGAGGCUGUUUGUUAAACAGCUCAUUAGAGGUAGCCUGAUUAUCGUCGACUUUCAAAUCUCUUCGAAACCAAGAGCAUAACAAUUAACAUUUCCCAAAGGGGAUUUCCCAAAUGGCCUCCCUUGGUUUGCUAAUGAUUGUUUGCUUCCCAACAAAGUGGGAGAAGUUCCCGUAUUUGCGGGAACUCAGAAAGUACUUGCAUUGCUCUUGACCUGACUGGUAGCGACGCUGAAGCUGUUGCGUCACUAGGAGGGCGCGGCCUGGCUACAUUACAGGGGGAGGCAGGGCUGAUGACAGGUUUGGCCGGGCCCAGAACAAAGUUGUCUGAAAGGGCCCCACCCCAGCCUAAUACAUACAAUGUAAUGAGGGCCGGAUUUUGGGCGGCCCUCUCUGUCCCCUUAGUCCUCCCCCUGUCGGCAGGGCACCCCUGGGGUGAGUGACCAUUGG